Hibiscus syriacus is the source of this 1134-nucleotide messenger RNA. RefSeq lists its product as uncharacterized. The record is from RefSeq and is a predicted model, not a curated record. Bases 1 to 1134 code for a protein of 377 amino acids. NCBI's taxonomy places the organism in Eukaryota, Viridiplantae, Streptophyta, Magnoliopsida, Malvales, Malvaceae. The transcript has 3 exons.
AUGAUAACUAAAGCAGUAGACAGGGGUCUGUUUCAAGGCUUUGUUAUUGGGAAAUCUGAAAACUCUGUUCGGUUGUCACAUCUCCAAUUUGCAGAUGACUUGAUCAUUUUCUGUCAAGCUUCCCUCUCCCAGAUUAAAAAUGUCAAGAGAGUGUUGAGGAUUUUUAGUAUUAUGACAGGGUUGCAUCUAAAUCUAGCUAAGAGCAAGCUGCUUGGUAUUAAUGUGGAAGAGGAAGUUUUAACAGAGUGGGCAUUAGCAGUGGGCUGUUCAGUGGGUUCCUUUCCAACAGAUUACUUGGGACUUCCUCUCGGUGCUAAGAAAAACUCAGAAGCUCUAUGGGAUCCAGUUUUCAAGAAUUUUAGCUCCAAACUUGCCGGCUGGAAAGCUUCUUGUCUCUCUUUGGCUGGCAGGACAAUUUUAUUGAAGUCGAUUUCUAUGGGGGGUAAUGAGGAAAAAAGGAGGAUACACUGGGUUAAUUGGAAAUCAGUUUGCAAGCCUCUGAAUUCUGGUGUUCUUGGUGUUUUUGAUGUGAAUCUUUCUAAUCAGGCUCUUUUGGGAAAAUGGGUGUGGAAGUUUGCCAAUGAAAAGAAUACUUUGUGGAAAAGUGUGUUAUGUUGUAGACACAAGGUUAGCUGUAAUUCCAUGUCUAUUAGCAAGGUGUUUUCGCCCAAAUCUUCUUGGAUUGUGAGAGGUAUUGCUAACAAUUUCUUGAAGAAUGACUCGGAGGGUGAAUGUAUCAGAUCACACUCUAAGUUGAAAGUGGGGAAUGGAAAGUCUAUUUCAUUUUGGACAGAUACAUGGGCUGACGAGGGAUUAUCUCCUCCUCGUGUUGAAGCUUUCCUGUGGCAGCUAGCUCAUCAGAAAGUGGCAGUUAGAGAAGAAUUGGUGAAGAGAGGAAUGCAGCUAGGAGAUGAAAUUCUGUGUCCUUUUUGUAAGGAACAAGUGGAAUCAAUGCAACAUUUAUUUAUUUCGUGUGUUGUAGUUUGGGAACUAUGGUAUAAGAUAGUAAGCUUUUGGGAUAUAGCUUUGGUACUUCCAAAGGACCCACCUUCUUUGAUCAGCUCUUGGGGUGAACUGAGGGGGAAAUCAUUGAUUUGGAAAUUUAUUCCGGGAGUAGUAUUUUGGUCGAUUUGA